Dentiscutata heterogama is the source of this 580-nucleotide messenger RNA. The record is from the annotation of a GenBank genome assembly. NCBI's taxonomy places the organism in Eukaryota, Fungi, Glomeromycota, Glomeromycetes, Diversisporales, Gigasporaceae.
GGAACGGAAUGACAGAAAAGGAGUAUCCAUAGUCGAAGAGAAGUCUCACUCAAGUGAAACAGAUAUCGACGGCAUUACUGCCUCUCUCAAAGCUCUUACUAUAAAUCGGGUUAAACAGGAACCUAACAAUGAUAGUAAAAUUGAUAAGAUUGAAUCAGAUAUUAAAGAAUUGAUGAAAGUAGUUAAAGAACUUACUAGCAAUAACUCAUCUUCUGUUUUCACUCGUUCAAGAAAUCUAAACUCUGUGCAAAACCCAAGGCCCCAAAGGAGUAACGUCGAUAAUCGUCAGUGUUUCAAUUAUCAACAGGAAGGGCAUAUUUCGCACAACUGUCCGAAUAGAAUACUUCAAAAUCCACCUGUUGAACGAGGGAAUGAACAGACAGAUGCAAGAAAUGAAGCUAUUGAAGUAAGAGGCGCAAACAUUCGAUAUUUUGAAGUAACAUUGGGGUCAGAUAAUCCGGGAAUUGAAUGUUUGAAAGUUGAGAUGAUAAAAAGAGAGCCCAUAUUUAAUGUAAGAAAUUGGGACCUCAGAAAAAGAAAGCGUACUGAUGAAGGUGAGGAAGAAAAAAGAAAAAAUUAA